Diplodia corticola is the source of this 1446-nucleotide messenger RNA. RefSeq names its product hlh transcription factor. Lineage: Eukaryota; Fungi; Ascomycota; Dothideomycetes; Botryosphaeriales; Botryosphaeriaceae. The coding region runs from base 1 to 1446 and encodes 481 amino acids. Gene Ontology annotation, molecular function: protein dimerization activity; DNA-binding transcription factor activity. Gene Ontology annotation, biological process: positive regulation of transcription by RNA polymerase II. Gene Ontology annotation, cellular component: RNA polymerase II transcription regulator complex. The transcript is spliced from 3 exons. The record is from RefSeq and is a predicted model, not a curated record.
AUGUCUCAGGCCCAGGCCCUGCCGUCCAUCGCGUCGCUGACGCAGAGCAUCCCCAAUUCCGACGUCGCCCAGAUGCAGGCCCGCCAACACCACAUCGAUGCCCGCGACUCCGGAGCUUGGUCCAUGUCUCAGGCCCAGAGCAAGCACUCGUCGGGCGUGUCCAACACGACCAACCUCCAAUUGCAAAACAUUCUCAAUGCCGAGGACUCGCCAUCGCGGAGCUCUAUCCCGGAGACGCCGCAGUCGUUACGUCAGCCCUCCCAGACCCCCCAGGCUCUGCCGCCUUUCAGUCACAACUUCGACAACCGCCAGAGCCUGGAUGCCUCGUCGUCCUACCUGGAGUCCAGGCGCAGCAGCGUCGACAGCCGGAUGAACGCCGGCAUGACCCACCUCGCCAUCAGCCCCUCUUCGCCCUACGAGUCUCAAAACACCUCGCGCGUGUCGCUGGUCUCCAGCCUCCAGCAGCAGCGGGGCAUCACCGCCACCGAGAACCACCGGCACAGCGGCCCGCCGCUCUCCCCUCUUGGUCAUCGGGACUCGAUCCGCUCCACCGACUCCGUCCGCUCCAACCAAGCACCCCGCCGGGCACCCGUCAUCAACCCCAACCCCCGCAGUGUGUCCGGCAUGCCCGAUCCCAUGGCCGCGGCCCCCACCAAGGGUUUCCCAUGGGCCUUCCCCGAUGCCGAACCGGACGAGCGCCGUGGCUCCAGCAGCGGCGAUUCCAGCAUCGAGAGAUCGACGAGAUCCAUCCCUUCGAGGCAAAACAGCUUCGCCACGUCCAUCAACAGCAGCAUCUUCGCCGAAGCGCUCCCGCCCGGCCAGAAGAGGUUCGAAGAUGAAAUCCCUCACACGCAUCACCAUUCCAUGCAACACCGCAACAUCACCAACCUUCAGUCCGAGCACGCGGCAACGCCUGGUACCGGCAACUACAGUCGGACUCCCGAGUUGCGCGUCAGCCACAAGAUGGCCGAGCGCAAGCGACGGAGCGAGAUGAAGCAGCUGUUUGACGAACUGAAUGGCAUUCUGCCCAACUCCCCUGGCAACAAGUCCAGCAAGUGGGAAAUCCUCACCAAGUCGAUUGAGUACAUCAGAAACAUGCAGAGGAACCACGACAGACUACAUAACGAAAACACCCGUAUGCGGCAGGAGUCCUCUGCUGCUUACAACCCGCGGGGUGGCGAAGUCGAACGCGAAAAUGCCGAACUCAAGCAGGAGCUCCACGCUGCAUGGCAGCAGCUACGCCAGAUGGACCCCAGUCAUCCACACGUGUUUGGAUCCAUGACCAGCUUCCUGGCACACAAUCAACCCCAGGCCGGGCCCGGCCAACAAAACGUUCUCCCACCUCUGCAGCAGCAGCAAUGGCAGAACGGGGCACAGCCCGCAGCGCAACCCACUGCCAUGCAGGGUGUAGAGUUUGCCGGCGGGAGACCAUACAGCCACAGAUAA